Messenger RNA from Egretta garzetta (little egret), 744 nucleotides. Its product is annotated as neuroendocrine protein 7B2. Gene Ontology annotation, biological process: regulation of hormone secretion; neuropeptide signaling pathway. The transcript has 4 exons. NCBI's taxonomy places the organism in Eukaryota, Metazoa, Chordata, Aves, Pelecaniformes, Ardeidae. Gene Ontology annotation, molecular function: enzyme regulator activity. Gene Ontology annotation, cellular component: secretory granule. The coding region runs from base 16 to 744 and encodes 242 amino acids. The record is from RefSeq and is a predicted model, not a curated record.
AAAGUGGCUACCAGGAUGGCAACCACCUUGCUUUCUAACAUGAUGUUUCUGCUGGCGUUUGGAUUGGCUUCAGCUUUCAGCCACAGCCCUAGGACCCCUGACAGGGUUUCUGAAGCAGAUAUUCAGAGGCUCCUCCAUGGGGUUAUGGAGCAACUGGGCAUUGCCAGACCCCGGGUAGAAUAUCCUGCGCACCAGGCCAUGAAUCUAGUUGGUCCACAAAGCAUCGAAGGUGGUGCGCAUGAGGGUCUCCAGCACUUGGGUCCUUACGGCAAUAUCCCAAACAUCGUGGCUGAGCUGACUGGAGAUAACGUACCAAAGGAUUUCAGUGAAGAUCAAGGAUAUCCUGACCCUCCAAAUCCCUGCCCUAUUGGAAAAACAGUUGAUGAUGGGUCGGGUGACUGCGUGCAUCCUCAUCCUCCCACUGCCCCCAGCCACCCAAAACCCCCCUUGCCCGCCAGCAGCCUGUGUCUGCCUCUCCCGUGGAAGAGCCUAGGACCAAAAGCCCCAGGGGCUGCAGCAGCCAUGUAUUUACAGACAGCGUUCCUGCAAGCGGUGAAGGCGCUGGGCUGUCACCGCCGCCUGAAGCCCGCGGAGUCAGCCUGUCUCCUGGACCCGCGCGAGCUGGCGUGUGCUCGCAGCUCUCGGGGGAGCUUCUCCCCCUGCCUUUUCCUGCUGCGGAGCAGUCGGGGCAGCGUUACAGUUCCCACCGACUUGUCCUUUCAAGGAGCCAGCACGCAUUCCUGA